UUUUCCCCGCACAUUCCCCUCCUGAUUCUGUCUGCUUGUCAAUCUGUCAAGCGUAGUAAACUCAAGAAAAUUAAAAUCUGUUUAAAUUUUAGACUCCCUUCUCCGUGUCAUGCGGUAAAAUAUGUUUGAUUAUAUCCUGCACUAUUAAGCGAACUAUAUAAUUUUAUUCAUAGUUGAAUUGAUAUAUAACGAUGGGAUCUAAUAAGAAGCAAUCGUCACUAGACGAUUUAGUUGAAUAUACACAGCUAUUUAAGCCAGUGCCAACUGUUCUACAAGGCACGGUGCUGCCUUUCCUGAUUAUAUACCCGUUGGUGUUUUAUUCUUGGAUUGUAGUAUAUGGGUUCGAGGAUAAUUUCGAAGCCGGAUUUGUUACCGUGUCUGCUAUUGCUGUUAUACAAAUUUUGAUCUGUUUGUGUUGUUAUUGGAGUGUCCAUAUUCAGUGUUUCCUUUCGUGUUCAUCGGUUAAAGACCCAAUUCAAGCAGAGAUUGUGAAGGUUGUUCCAACAUCUAACAAUGGAUCGUCUGAAAUUGUCAGGCUACACCAUACAAAGUCCACAAAAAAAGACAGUAUCAAUCCAGAUGUCUGGUUCAUAUUCCAAAAAAGCAAGUAUGUUUAUGACUGGGACAAAAAGAGGUUCAACACUGUUGAGUUUCCAAUCCACAAGACAUAUGAGGAGUACAUGGAAUCCAAAGGAUUUUUAGAUGAUGAGUCAUUGGAUCUAGCAGAAAAGGAGUUUGGCAAAAAUGAAAUGACAAUGGUUGUUCCAGAGUUCAUGGAACUUUUCAAAGAAAGAGCUACAGCACCAUUCUUUGUGUUUCAAGUGUUUUGUGUGGCUCUCUGGUGCUUGGAUAAGUAUUGGUACUAUUCAAUAUUCACACUUGUCAUGCUUGUGAUGUUCGAAUGCACUUUAGUGCAACAACAACUAAGAAACAUGGCCGAGAUAAGAAAAAUGGGCAACAAACCCUACAACAUCAAUGUGUAUAGGAACAGGCGAUGGAGACAAAUUAUGAGCGAUCAGUUGUUACCGGGUGACAUUGUGUCUCUAACAAGGUCAGUCAAUGAGAAUUUAGUCCCCUGUGACAUUGUUCUACUUAGAGGUUCUUGUAUCGUAGACGAGUCUAUGUUAACGGGCGAAAGUGUGCCACAAAUGAAGGAAGCCAUUGAAAAUGAAAAGAACCUCAAACAGAACUUGGAUCCUGAGGCAGAUGGCAAGCUACACAUGCUGUUCGGUGGCACGAAAAUAGUCCAACAUUCAUCACCAAGCAAAAAUGUCACCUCAGCCCUGAAGUCACCUGAUAAUGGCUGCAUUGGUUAUGUCAUACGCAAUGGCUUCAACACAUCACAAGGAAAAUUGUUAAGGACUAUUUUGUUUGGAGUUAAAAGAGUAACAGCUAACAAUUUGGAAACAUUUGGGUUUAUCAUGUUCUUAUUGAUUUUCGCUAUCGCUGCUGCUGCGUAUGUGUGGAUUAAGGGUUGUGAAGAUCCAGAAAGGAACAGAUAUAAAUUAUUCUUGGAAUGUACUUUAAUUUUAACAUCUGUUGUGCCACCGGAAUUGCCGAUAGAAUUGUCUUUAGCAGUAAACACGUCUUUACUAUCACUCUCCAAGUUAGCCGUUUUUUGUACGGAACCAUUUAGGAUACCAUUUGCCGGGAAAGUUGAAAUUUGUUGUUUCGACAAAACUGGUACACUGACUAGUGACAACUUGGUAGUUGAAGGCGUAGCAGGAAUUGGAGAUCAUAAAGACGCCGUUGUUGUUCCACUAUCGCAAGCUCCUAUAGAGACUGUUCAAGUGUUGGCAACUUGCAACUCUCUCGUCCAGCUUGACGACGGAGUUGUAGGCGAUCCGUUGGAAAAAGCAACUUUAAAAGCUGCUGAAUGGAAUCUUACCAAAGGGGAUGCUGUUGUACCAAAGAAAGGUAAAUCACCUGGUCUGAAAAUAGUUCACAGAAACCAUUUUUCUAGUGCCCUUAAAAGGAUGUCGGUGAUUGCCGGUUAUCAAGUGAACGAGCGCGGAUUUAUGGAAACCUAUUACAUUAGCAGUGUCAAAGGCGCUCCCGAGACAAUCAAACCGAUGCUCAAAGAGGUCCCUAGUCAUUAUGAUCACGUUUAUUUAACAUUAUCCAGAAGAGGUGCGAGAGUUUUGGCGCUAGGUUAUAGACAAUUAGGUAAAUUAACUUCACAACAAAUCAGAGAUUUCUCACGGGAGGAUAUCGAAUCGGAUUUGACUUUCGCUGGCUUUGUUAUCAUAUCUUGUCCCUUAAAGAAUGAUUCCAAGAAGGCUAUAGCAGAAAUAGUAAACGCAUCGCAUUCGGUUGUUAUGAUUACGGGCGAUAAUCCCCUGACAGCGUGUCACGUGGCUAAAGAACUAAAGUUUACUCAGAAAGAAGAGAUCCUCAUAUUGUCAGCAAAUGAAGGCACUUGGGGCUGGAAAUCCAUCGACGAAGAAGUAGAUCUUCCAGUGCAACUUAAAACUUCAAAACAAUUAACAUCUAAAUUCGACUUGUGUAUUACGGGCGAAGGAUUGUCAUUCCUCAAUGAGUAUCAUCAGAAAUUUUUGUUGGAACUAAUGCCCCAUAUAAAAGUGUUUGCUAGAUUUGCCCCAAAACAGAAAGAAUUUGUUAUAGUUACCCUCAAGUCUUUAGGAUACACAACGCUUAUGUGUGGCGAUGGUACAAACGAUGUUGGAGCUUUAAAACAUGCUGAUGUUGGUGUAGCCAUAUUAGCGAACGCGCCUGAGCGUCUCCGCGAGAAGUUCCGAGAGGAGCGUCCUGCGGAGGCGGAGGCGCCGCGCCGCCCGCGAGAGCCCCGCGAGUCCCGCGGGGACACGGCGGCUCGCCUGCGCCGCGCCAUGCGCGAGCUGGACGAGGAGGACCAGCCGCAGCUAGUGAGGUUGGGAGACGCAAGCGUCGCUGCGCCAUUCACAAGUCGCCUUUCCAGUAUACUUUGCAUAUGCCACAUUAUCAAGCAAGGUCGGUGCACGCUCGUCACUACGCUGCAGAUGUUCAAGAUCCUCGCACUGAACGCUCUCAUACUCGCGUACAGUCAGUCUGUUCUAUACUUGGACGGGAUCAAAUUCAGCGACACACAGGCCACGUUGCAGAGCUUACUACUUGCAUCUUGUUUCUUGUUCAUUUCUAGAUCGAAGCCAUUAAAACAAUUGUCCCAAGAGCGACCGCUACCAAACAUCUUCAAUGUGUACACAAUAAUGACUGUGUUGACACAAUUCGCGGUACAUUUCCUCUGUCUUAUAUACUUGGUGAAUGAGGCCACCGCGCGGUCGCCGGGGCGAGAAACUAAACCGAAGUUGGACAUGGAUCUAGCAGAAGACGAGGAGCGCGAGUUCGAAGCAGAUCUGUUAAAUAGUACCGUGUAUAUUAUAUCCAUGGCGCUGCAGAUAUCUACGUUCGCUAUAAACUACAGGGGCGAGCCGUUCAUGGAAGGAUUGCGCGACAACAAGCCCCUACUGUACAGUAUCGUGGUGUCGGGCGGCACGGUCCUCGCGCUGGCUGCUGGCAUAUUCCCCGAGCUCUCCAGCAAGUUCGAAAUAGUUUAUUUCCCACCUGAUUAUCGUGUGAUAUUAGUGCAAGUUCUCAUAGCGGAUAUGUUGUUCGCGUACCUGGUGGACCGGCUUUGCCUGAUUCUCUUCGGCGAAGGUCGGCUUCGAAAGGCGUAGCAUCCAGACUGGUGUCUCUUGACCACGUUCCAUAUAUUUGAUGUUAUCAUAGGUAGAUAAUAUUAUUUUUUGUAAAUAACAAGAGAAGAAGCGAUACGUCUCUAGUGGGUCUUCGUGAGCAUGAACUUCAUGUAACCGCUCAAAUAAUUUAUGUGCAUUUAAGUAUGGCGAAUAAAUGUGUCUACGGUAUUUAUGAAAUAUAAUUUGUGUAGUUAACGUGUUGAUUUUUAUCCUUUAAAACAACAAAGCAAUAAA
Messenger RNA from Manduca sexta (tobacco hornworm), 3929 nucleotides. RefSeq names its product manganese-transporting ATPase 13A1. The record is from RefSeq and is a predicted model, not a curated record. Gene Ontology annotation, molecular function: P-type ion transporter activity; ATP hydrolysis activity; ATP binding. Gene Ontology annotation, biological process: intracellular calcium ion homeostasis. NCBI's taxonomy places the organism in Eukaryota, Metazoa, Arthropoda, Insecta, Lepidoptera, Sphingidae. Gene Ontology annotation, cellular component: endoplasmic reticulum membrane.